GCAGCAUCCAUGGAAGCCCUCUAUACAGCUCUGCAAGGUGAGAUCCGGUCCUUUAAGGAACACAUGAGAAGCUGCCAGCAGGCGUUUGAUAUUCACACGCUUUACAAUGUGCUGCUGCUGCUGCCUAGAGAUGGUGGCAGAAGAGAGAUUCAGAGCCUUGAGCAGCUGGAAACGCUUGCUGAGUCCAGGGGGUGGGAUGGAAAGGACUUUGUGAGAAUUACAGCUGGACACAAGAAGAGUGACAUUCCCAGCUACAUCUCCUGGUUUGUCUCUUACGUGCGCUACCUGGGAUCUUUGAAAGAGGCCUUUGACGCCAACGUUGUGCUUCCUUUGUGUGAGAACCUGUAUAUUAAUGAUGACCCACCUCCACUUGGUAUGUUACCAUCUGGAGGUAGCGAAGGACAUGCCACAGCCUCUGUUGCGCAUACAGCCAAGCAGCUGUUUGAUCUCAGAAGGAAAUGGGCAUUGCUUCUGAAAGGGGGCAUGAUUGAUGAACAAGUCUUCAGCUACCAAAGCUUGCUUGAUCUGCAGGGCUUUGCCAACAUCCAUCCCUUUGUAAGGAUAAUGAGGCUGGUCCCUGACAUCUUUCACAAAAGCUUGGCUUCUGCAGAGCUUGCCCAGCAGUGGGUCGAACUCCAUGCAAGCAGUGCCUACCAAGUAUGCUCAGAUUCCAGCUUGGUCAGGAAGGGCUAUGACACAGGAAUGGCUGUGGGCAGCUUGGGACAUCAGCCUGGAUUACCCCAAUACCAACACAAUCGUAGGGGAGGCUGGCCUCAAUCCAAAGCUAGAAGCAUCAGCGGCAGGGAUGCCUGCACCGGACCCACCAUCCAGGGAAGGAACAAGCUGCAUGAGGUCCAUGGAAAGCUCAUGUCCUUGCUCUGGAGGGAGGAACGUUCUUGGAUGUUAGAGGCAGAGAUCCAGAAGGUAAACCAGAGAAUUUCCAACCUGCAGAUUCAAGGGGAGGAUAAAGAAAAGGAUCUGGAAGCUCUUGAGCAUCAGCUGGAGAAAGACGACUGGAGGACACUCACCACACAGCACCAGAUAGUCCUCCAUGAGCUGGAAGCAUUAGAGAGGCAGCUCAGACUGGAGGAAUACCGCAAGAAUAUCCUGCAGGGUGAUUGGCUACUGGAGCUGGAGGUCAGGCCAGUCCUUCUUCGUCAGAUUCAUACAUUGCAGGAACGCUGCCAGGAGCUUGCAAGGGUAUUGCAGGGAAGGGAAGAAGCUCCCAAAGAUCUUCCUCAGCGAGCCAAUGGACCAGACUCCCACUCUUCACACAGUUCGGGGGGCUCUGACCACAUUGAGUUCUGA
Molecule: messenger RNA, 1308 nt
Organism: Heteronotia binoei (common prickly gecko)
Lineage: Eukaryota; Metazoa; Chordata; Lepidosauria; Squamata; Gekkonidae
Exons: 2
Coding region: 10-1308 (432 amino acids)
Source: RefSeq, a predicted model, not a curated record